This is a messenger RNA of Penaeus chinensis, 456 nucleotides long. Its product is annotated as salivary glue protein Sgs-3-like. NCBI's taxonomy places the organism in Eukaryota, Metazoa, Arthropoda, Malacostraca, Decapoda, Penaeidae. The record is from RefSeq and is a predicted model, not a curated record. The transcript has a single exon. Bases 1 to 456 code for a protein of 151 amino acids.
AUGACGAUAGCGACGACCGCGACAAACGACCGCACGCACGUACAUCCAAGUACACCCAAGUACAUCCAAGUACAUCCAAGUACACCCAAGUACACCCAAGUACAUCCAAGUACACCCAAGUACACCCAAGUACAUCCAAGUACAUCCAAGUACAUCCAAGUACAUCCAAGUACAUCCAAGUACAUCCAAGUACAUCCAAGUACACCCAAGUACACCCAAGUACAUCCAAGUACAUCCAAGUACAUCCAAGCACAUCCAAAUACAUCCAAGUACAUCCAAGUACAUCCAAGUACACCCAAGUACACCCAAGUGCAUCCAAGUACAUCCAAAUACAUCCAAGUACAUCCAAGUACACCUGCCGAAAAAAGCGAGGCGCAAACAGGAAGGCAGUCCGCCCUUGUCUCGUGGGCGCUGCUCUCCGGCGGCGGAUUGCAUCGCCUCCAUGAUAGGCUGUGA